Molecule: messenger RNA, 1874 nt
Organism: Harpegnathos saltator (Jerdon's jumping ant)
Lineage: Eukaryota; Metazoa; Arthropoda; Insecta; Hymenoptera; Formicidae
Product: DNA primase large subunit
Exons: 7
Coding region: 52-1749 (565 amino acids)
Biological process (GO): DNA replication, synthesis of primer; DNA replication initiation
Cellular component (GO): alpha DNA polymerase:primase complex
Source: RefSeq, a predicted model, not a curated record
AAUACGGCCGGUGGCCGCUCUCAUUUUUCUCUCUGAUUAUAACCAGGAGAAAUGGAUUAUAAAGUACGUUGUCGUCAGACGAUUAUUGCGGAAACGAGUGACUUUAAAGACAAUUAUGCUCAUGAUAUUCAGAUGUAUGAUGUGCCACCAAUGGGUGAAAUGUCAUUGGAGGAUUUUCAAGAGUUGGGAUUUGACAGAUUGAAAGUACUACGUCUGAUAGAGACAACAAAUUGCAGAGGCGACUUGAAAACAUUGGAGGAUCGCAAAAAAGCUCUAUAUGAUUCUUUGAAAAGUGAUGGGCUGAAGUACUAUGCGAAUCUUUUGUUUGCUGAUGGAUCCAACUCACAAUCCGAAGAACACUCACUGAGCAGAAUGAAGGAUCAUAUAUCUCAUUUUAUUUUGAGACUUGUAUAUUGCCAUGAUCCAGAACAAAGUAAAUGGUUUAUGAAUCAAGAAGUUGAAUUCUUCAAGUUAAGAUUUAGCUCGUUGGAUAAGAAGGGUGUUGAACACUUGUUAAGCAUCAACAACUUGGAUUGUAUACCAAUCUCGCUAGAUGAAAAACUAGAUUUGGUGGAAGAGCUUACUUCUUCAUCAGGAAAGGUUACAAAUAUUGAUAUCAUUGAUAUUUAUAAAGUGAAUUUUGAAAAAGUCAUUGAUUUAGUCAGAGGACGUAAAAUAUAUCUCAAAGCAGGAAUGGCUUAUAUCACCCAUAUGGACAUAAUCUCUGUAUUUGUUUCAUAUUUUAGAGAAAUUCUAGUUGCAGGACUAGAGAGCGCAAAGAGCAUGUAUUAUAACAUAUCUGAUGAUGAACGACUAACCAGAUACCUGACAGGUCUUCCUUCAGCCUUCUCAGGGAUGGCACGUGUCGUAUGGUCGACCACAGCAACACCUAUUGAUAAACUAAAUGAUUUGUCGAAAUCGUCUUAUCCUUUGUGCAUGAGAACACUUCACGAGGCACUUUGCAAUAAUAGUCAUCUAAAAAAUUCAGGACGCAUGCAGUAUGGCUUAUUCCUAAAAGGCAUAGGUGUGACCUUGGAAGAUGCUCUGCGUUUCUGGAGUCACGCAUUCGCCAAGAAGAUCGAUGGAGUCGCGUUUGAGAAGAAAUAUGCGUACUCUAUCAGGCAUUAUUUUGGUAAAGAGGGAAGACAAACGAAUUAUACGCCGUAUGGCUGUCAGAAAAUCAUAUCCAGUGCAGUCGGACCUGGAGAAUAUCAUGGGUGUCCUUUUAGACACAUGGAUCGCGACUCGCUGUGCCAAAAGUUAACUAGUUAUGGCAUAUUCGCCACUAAUACAACGGAGAUAUUGGACUUGGCCAAAGAUGGACAAUAUCAUUUAGCGUGCGCGAAGUACUUUGAAGUUGUGCAUAACAAACCAGCCAGCAAGCCUCUUCUGCAUCCAAAUGCAUACUUUGCUGAAAGUCGCGUAAUUUUAACCGAAGACGAUGAUGCUAACAAAGACAUAGAUAAAGAUAGAUUCCCUCAAGGUACAACUGGAACUCCCAGUAAUGGAUCUUCAAGAAGGAACGACAGGUAUUCGACACCUUCUAGAAACACAGACUUCACCGGCACACCAAAGAGAAACGACAGAUACUCCACGCCGUCGAGAAAUGCAGACGGUACAAACACACCUCUGAGAAAAGUUCAAAGAACGAAUUACCAGACACCUUCGCGAGACAUCAAAAUGACUCCGGUGAAUAUCGCGGAGCUGCUGAACGACGACGAUCUCGCGGAGUUCAUGAACACGGAGUGAAUAACAGUCAAUGGAUGACUACCUUUAUACCGUCAUGUAAUAAGAAUUUAUUUAUAUUCCGCAGAUUUGAUCCACAUGAAAGUUCAGCGUUUAAAAUUAAGUCAAAUAAUGUGAAAUAAAUAUUG